AACGAUAUUUCUCGCUUUCUACCCAAGCUAGGUGUUAAGUAUCGUCUGGACAGAUACAGGCUCAAAUACGGAGAUUCCUUCCCCCCCUCAAGUGAGUAAAAGUUAUAAAAAUUGUCGCAAUAAAUUGACUACGUCGAUAGACAUAGCAGUAACUCUUUUGUGAUUUCACGAUGAAUAUUUGUGGGCAAUGGUUUUAGAUCCUUGUGUUUUCAUGAUAAUUAAGCCAAUGAAACCUCUAGAAGCAUCAUCUUAGUACAUAGCUUUUAAUAACUGACAUUAUUAUGGUUUACUACCGCAGAUGUACUCGAACAGGUACUAGACGACGUCGAGAAUACCGAAUGCAUGGUCAAUCAAGUUCUUUACAAAUCCUUUACAAAGCAGCAAGGUUCUGAUAAAGCCCUUCUUCCCGUGGGUCAAGAGGUACUUAAAACAAUGAUAUGUGGGGGGGAAGUAUAGCUACAUCGUUUCAGUAGAGGGAGCCUUUUUAUGCUCUACAGUUAUAUCUAGAUGAAACUGCAUAAAUGAGUGUUCCCAGGGAGAAAAUUGUCGAUAUUUUUCUCAUUUUGAAGAGCGCAAUUGGAGAGCGCUGAUAUGCCUAGAAUCAUGCCGAAGGCUAAAGCCCAGGUCGGGCCAAAGCUAGAUCUUUAACCCUUUGGUGUCGGAUUGGAUCAAUUUUGUUACAAAUGGAACGAUGCACAGUGUGCAUUUCUGGACUCGUUAAUUCAUGCUUUAUGCAGCGAAUUCAGCGAAUCUAAUUUUCACCCAUUCCCUUGCUAAUUGGCGAAAAACUAGUCCAAAAAGCUUUUUUUUUCGCUUAAUUUAAAAAAAGCCGUUGCCAAAAGGCCUAAGAAACUGAGGUGAAAGUGCAGCCAAACUAGUCUUGGCAAUGACAUUUUUUAAAUAGUCAGGCUCUCUACUCUUUUCGGGUAAAGACGUUAAAAUGCAGGCCCUAACGUUGUGGAACGUCAGCCCACGUAUUGUUGUAAGGAGCUGGGAGCGUAGUAUCCGGUGUGGUAGGCUAUCUUUGCCAGCAUUUGGUUGGCCUGGCUGGAUUAGCUUCGAGGGCUUCUAAGAGAAUAGGACCAGAACACACAUACAGUCAGAAAUCAACUUAUUUGACUGGUGCCGGAGCCCUUACUCAGGAAACUUAACGUAAAUUUACCAUGACUGCUGCAACUUUCUAGACUGAAAUGUAACCUAAUACUUUGUUAUUUACUUACUGUCAUAAUCAAAUAAAACACAGGAGUUUAAGAGAAUGGCGUUUUCGUUGCCUUUGCAGGCGUGGGAAGCCCAUGAAGCCAUACUGGUAGACGGUUACCUUAUAACACGUCAGCCAUAUGUAAGCAAUGUCAAUCGGUGUAGUGUUAGACACAGGAAACCCUUUUCCCGCAGAUUUCCACAUUUUGAGGUAAGAAAUUAACCAUUUCCAUAAUGACGUAAUUUUUAUACAGCCAAGAAAGUGAUUUAAGGGCCUCUUUAUAAAAUAAAAUCUCACACUUUAAUUUUAUCACGUUUACAUGAUGGAUGGGGUGAUCCGCCAUUGAGGGUUGCCCGGUCUGAUUGACCUACAUCAACGAUGAAAUGUUGCUCAGAAACAAAAUAAUUUCUUUUCAAGGUGAUGAUUCUGGAAAGCGGGGAGACACGAUGGCUGGGAAUGGGAGUGGUGUUUGGUGAUUACGGCACGGAGAUGAUGCCUGGAUGGAGGAAAGGAACAGUUGGAUAUCACACAGAUGACAGGAAAAUUUAUGAUAGACAAGAAAGAAAUAACGGAAGAAAGACUAUAGGUUUGCAAACUGGAGUUCUGAUCAACGAAGGCUUAGUGUUACACUGGAAAAUGCCUUUGGCUGCAUGA
Molecule: messenger RNA, 1852 nt
Organism: Porites lobata
Lineage: Eukaryota; Metazoa; Cnidaria; Anthozoa; Scleractinia; Poritidae
Source: the annotation of a GenBank genome assembly